AACCGCGCGCGCGCAUCACUCGGUCCCGGGAGCCGCCCGACGUCCGAUUGGCUCCUCGUCCUCACGUGACUUCGGAAUGGCCGCUGCAGGUGGGGAAGGCUGCGGCAAGAAAAAGCUGAAGACCAAGGGUAAGACGGUGAGUCUCAAUGACUUCCUGGCAGAGGGGGGCGCACCAGCCCCUGCCAUGGUCAGGGCUCCCGUCAGCUGGGCUGAUGCCACCGAGGACUAUGAAACAGAUGAUUCCCCGGUGUGGCCCUCUGGGGACAACUCUCCAAAUCGGCGGCCUGUAAUUGACCGCUCCCAGCUCCCCACGGCUCCACGUGCUGCCCGCGGGGCUGGAAUUGAUACUAGCCGACUGCCCAGCAAACCACCGUACACCGCUUUCCUGGGAAACCUUCCAUACGAUGUCACGGAGGAGUCCAUUUUUGACUUCUUCAAAGGACUCAAGAUCAGUUCUGUCCGACUGCCACGAGAUGCGCUCAACCCAGAUCGGCUGAAGGGGUUUGGAUAUGCUGAGUUUGAUGAUAUAGAUUCACUUCUUUCUGGACUGGCUCUCAAUGAGGAGAGUUUACUCAAUAGGAAAAUUCGCGUGGAUUUGGCAGAUCAUGUACAGGAUAAAGAUCGUGAAGAGAGAUCAGGAUUUGGUGGAGGACGUGACCGCGACAGAGACUGGGCACGGGACUCUGGCAAAACAGACUCAUCCGACUGGCGUGUGAAGACGCCUGGCGAGGAGGAGGAAGCAGGCCCACGCAGAGGCCGUGACAGCUACUCGGAAUGGGGCCGAGAUGAGCGACGGGGAGGCGAACGGGGCGGCGAUCGAGGCGGCGAUCGUGGCGGUGACCGAGGUGGUGAUCGAGGUGGUGACCGAGGUGGUGACCGAGGCGGUGACCGGGAAGGUGGAGCUUUCGGGCCUCGACGAAACUACGAUCGUCCUUCGGACAGUGCCAGCUGGGGCUUCGAUAGGGAGUCGCGCGAUAAAGGUGGCGGCGGCAGCAGUGGCGGCGGCGCCUUUGAUGGUCCUCGAGACAGAGGCAGUGACCGAGAUGGCCCCCCCAGAGACCGGGGCUUUGACCGCGAUAGAGGCUUUGAUCGAGAUGGCCCUCCCAGGGAGCGCAGGGGCUUUGGCUUUGGCGGCCGAGACAGCUCUGGGGACAGGCGCAACGAAGAUCGCUAUGAGCGCAAGGAUGAAGAAAGACGGGGAGAUUCAGGGCCUGUCCAGCGCCCCAGGCUGGUGUUGCAGCCACGCACAGCACCCAAGGAAGAGGUGACGAAGGCCCCGGCUGCAGCCGGCUCGAGUGAACCCGUCAGCCGAGCGGCUUCCAUCUUUGGGGCGGCACGUCCCGUGGACACAACAGCUCGCGAGCGCGAGGUGGAGGCCAAACUUCUGCGUGAGCAGGAGCGGGGAGAUCGCCCACGCGGUGCUGACAGGCAGUCGAGUUGGCACACUGACCGGGAGGAGAGGUCUGAACCCAGACCAAGAGAAGAAGAAAGAAGAGAAGGUGACGCUGAUGACCGGGAGGACAGUGGAAGCGAGCCUAGGGAGGGCGGCCAGAGUGAACACGCUCGUGAAGUCACACCACCAAAGACACAGGCAGCGCCUCCACCCAAGGAGAAUGCCUGGGCUCGUGGUGCCAAUCCUCUGCGUUCUCCGGGCUCUGAUGGAGAUUUCAGUAAAGGCAACGUUCCACCCAAAAGUCCAACCAGCAAGGAAGAAAGUGGUGGCAGCAGUACCUCUUCAAAAGAUGGAGAUGAUGACAAGAAGGGGAGUGGGAGGGCGGCCUCUGCAGGUGCUCCUCCACCGGAGAACAAUGCCUGGGGCAAAAAAGAUGCGCCACCAGCUGAUGGCCGUAAAGAAGCUCGCAAGGACCGUGAUAAACCGGAACCUCGCAAGUAUGAGGAGCCACAGCCUCCUGUUUUCUCAUCAACUAGUAAGUUUGCAGCUCUGACGGUAGAAGGAGAGGAUGAAGACGAAGAUUGAGAGCUGGAGUUUUUUUGCGCCAACAUUUCAAUGGCCAAAUAUAACAGGGGGAAAAUUUAAAAAAAGAGAAAAAGGAAAAAGAGAAAAAUCGAGAAACAAUAAAUGAACAGUCAGGGCAAGCCAAUUCAUUGCUGCACAUCGCUUGGAGACUGCUUCUGACUCCAUGCUUUAUUAUUCAAUGUGAGUACAGGUAGUUAUAGUUAUUAAAAAAAACAAGUAGCUUGAAAGUGCUGCAGCUGUAUUGAGAUUAUAUUCGAAUAAUAUACAGUGUCUUUAAAAUUCUGGCAUUAAAUGAUGGAUGAUAUGAAUGCAAAUGGAAUGGAAUUUGAAGGUUUGCAUGGACUUUAUAAUUUGAUUAACUUUAACAGUGGGUUUUUGGCUACAGUGCUAAGAAGCAGUGGAUUUUAAACAUAGCAACUGGUUUUGAAGAUGCUUUAAGCACUGUAAUUGAGGUUACAGUAGAGCUUCAUUAUGGAAUCAGUAAGCAUCUUAUUCAUUGUGAAUAUGUUUUCUCGCCACCCUGAUUAGCAAAUUAUGUAAAUUAAGACACUUGGUGUGGUGAAAAUGUACUAAUUUCACAAUGGCGUUGUGAUGAGGUUCUACUGCAUUUUAACCGUCAUUCACCCAUUUUAAAUAGACUUUAUUUCAGUGGCAAUUUCCAGUAGGAAAAACGUAAUCGCAUAAAGUCGCUUUUAAACAAUGCUGCUUUUGACGUGCUUUUUUGGUCUGUCACGGUAGUGUGUUUAGGAAUUAAAAGCCCUGCCUUAAAAAAAUAUCGCUCGACAGCUGUAUUGGUUACGCUGCAUUCUCUUUUAAGUUUUCAACCUCAAACGAAAUAGUUUCGAAAUGUAUUGGCCCCCCCCUGUUAGGAUGCAACUUCAAAAAAUAAACUGCUUCUACAAUUUGGAAA
Molecule: messenger RNA, 2888 nt
Organism: Lethenteron reissneri (Far Eastern brook lamprey)
Lineage: Eukaryota; Metazoa; Chordata; Hyperoartia; Petromyzontiformes; Petromyzontidae
Product: eukaryotic translation initiation factor 4B-like
Molecular function (GO): RNA binding
Source: RefSeq, a predicted model, not a curated record